AUGUCUGAGAGAUUCGGAGAUGCAUUUGAUGACCUUCCAAUGAAGUUGAAAGGCCCGGGGAGUAGAUUCAUGAAAGCGUUCGAAAGCAUCAAGAGGGACUUUGGCUAUUCCGAUGAGGAAAACGUGUUUGAAUUGCCGCUGAACAUGAAGCUAACAGAUGCGAAUCCGGAGCACUUCAAUGAUGAUGAGCGUCUAGUGCUCUUGAGCAGCGCGGAUCUUCAGAAGAUCUUCCGUCCAGUCGUCCAGCAAAUCCUCAAGCUGGUGCGCCAGCAGAUAAAAGCCGUAACGGCCGAGGCUGGCAAGAACGUUAUCAAUAGGAUUAUUCUUGCGGGCGGUUUCGGUGAUUCCGAGUACCUUCGGAGUGCCUUCAAGAGAUCAUUUUGGUCAACCAACAACAUCACGAUAACAGUUCCAGACAAUCCGCAAGCUGCCAUCGUCCAGGGUGCAGCCCUUCGUGGCCUUGAAGGUCUCCGGUCCAGCACCAAAAGAUGUCGCCGAAACUAUGGGUGGUCAUGGAGUGUUCCAUUUCGUGUAGGCCAAGAUCAAGACACAAACGCAUACUAUGACAGAUUUACUGGAAAGAAAAUGGCUUCAGGGGUUAUGAAAUGGAUGAUUACCAAGGGGGAGAGAUACGCCGAAAACCAUGUCUGCACAGCUUCCCUCUUUCGGUCCCAUUUGGAGGGGGAAGCGCUGAAGGCAAAUCUCACGCUCUACUCGAGCGAUCUUGACCAUGCUCCAGAGAGAGUCGAACAUCCUGACUUUACUGAGCUCGAUCUCUCCACAUUUGAACGGAAGAGCCUGCUGGGUACGCCACUCUAUAAGCUUCAAUAUGAUGUGAACGUCGUCUUCGGUGCUCAAGAGGGGGUUUUGAAAUUUGAAGCCGUCUCACAGGGCAAGGUGGUGGGCAAAACAAGCAUCAAUUUUCAUCGCCCUGGGUUCUAUUAA
This is a messenger RNA of Aspergillus udagawae, 945 nucleotides long. RefSeq names its product Hsp70 family protein. Bases 1 to 945 code for a protein of 314 amino acids. The transcript is spliced from 6 exons. The record is from RefSeq and is a predicted model, not a curated record. NCBI's taxonomy places the organism in Eukaryota, Fungi, Ascomycota, Eurotiomycetes, Eurotiales, Aspergillaceae.